Penicillium subrubescens is the source of this 2829-nucleotide messenger RNA. RefSeq lists its product as uncharacterized. The transcript has a single exon. The record is from RefSeq and is a predicted model, not a curated record. Lineage: Eukaryota; Fungi; Ascomycota; Eurotiomycetes; Eurotiales; Aspergillaceae. The coding region runs from base 1 to 2829 and encodes 942 amino acids. Gene Ontology annotation, molecular function: protein binding.
AUGGCAACCAAUAAAUCCAAAUGGAAAGGGAGGAUGCCGUUUGACCCCGAUGAAAAUUUAAAAUCCAUCGACUCGCGCUUUCUCUCGAAACCUGCAAUGGGCGUGAUCGAACCCCCUGAUUGGCCACCCAGACCAGACAUCUUCGACGAGGUGCUUCUGAGAAAACCCGUCACCCCAGAAAGGGCCCACGAUGCAUACAUGGCAUGGUAUUUACCAGACCAAACCCUCGGCAAGGUUUGGCAGCAAUGGGAUGAGAAGAAACAGCGUCCAUUCACUCGACCCCCCGACAGAGAACUCGAUAUCCAUGUCCUGGCACACAACGUGUAUGAGCAUCUGAUGAGCGAUCCCCUCCUACCCGUGGCCUAUGAAGACGGUGGAAAAAUAAUCGCACAGCAAGGGCUCGACCGAAAAUAUGAUCUUUCCAAGAACAUGCAGCAGACGAAACAGGCGGCGAUCGACUCGGGCAGCCUUGGAUACCUGGAAUUUCUGGAUUUGAGUCAGCUUCGAGCAGAAUGCGAAGAAAGGGGACUGGAUACGUCUGGAGAUGAAGCCAAGCUCAGAGCUCGCAUUACGACAGACACCAUGGACAAGUGGUCGGGGAUGUUAACGAAGAGCGACCUUUCUUACUGGGGCGUAAAGCGCACACACAAGUAUGGGUUGGAACCCUGGAAGAGAGUCAAGGCGACUGCACUAGAAAUGUACACUGUUGCAAUUCAAAUCAGUCCCUACAAUCCGACUUACUGGGUCAGUCGGGCUUACUGUCAUUAUCAACUGGGAUUUUUCGAUCUGGCCAUUGGUGACGCCUACCGUGCACAACUUCUUUGCGAUGUGCUUGAGCAGUCAUUGGAGCGCAAUCGACGACCUGGAUUCUACAUGCGAAUUUGGGAGGCAGUCGAGGCACACUUGAUGGUAUUUCCUCGUGAUAAGAAAGGGAAUCUCAACCCUGAAGUUGCUCGCAUGCGGAGGGCAAACGGUGUCAAUGUUUUUGUGCCCACGCUUCAGAAGUCGCUUCACAGUAUCAUCAGUCUUAGUCUUGCUGGACUCAACGCAUGGCACGACUACCUUGACCACAUGAAGAUCCUCGAAACCAGACUGGGGAUGCCUGAUCGUGAUGUGCGAGUGCCACAGCUUCGCAACACUUUGAGCGAAAAGGCCGCCAAGGUCUACGAGGAACAGACCCAGCAUAAGAAGAAACUCUUCUUCCAUGAGCACAGCGCUGGUGCAGUUCCAGCUAGUCGACCGUAUCCAUUUGAGGCACAGGAUGUCGAUCGCACUUCGUCGUCAUUCCUGGACAAACUGAAUAAGAAUGUCUUCAAUGAGAAUGGCAUAACGGGUAAAGACUCGAAGCCAACCUGUGUCAUUCGCAAGGCUGGUGGUGAUAAGCAGGAAAUUGGUGUCUUCGCCAGGAGCGCAAUCAAGACUGGCGCCGUCAUUCACAUUGAAGAGCCCACGAUUCGAGGUCAUCUUCCACCGCGCCGCUUGCCCAAGGACUUGCACGGCAAAGCCUAUGACAAAAGCCGAUGUGAAAACUGCCUCAAGCCGAUCAGUCCAGCGAUGGUUCGACAACUGAAAAAUAAGGCCCCAACUAAGUGCCCAUGUGCUGAUAUGUGGUUACGCCAGCCCGCUACCCCUGGUCGGAUGUUCUGCAAAGCGCCCCCGAAGUGGCAGAGUGAAAAGAGCUGCCUAGAAAUUGCCCGCGAGAUUCAUCAUUUCGGUAGCUGUGGCAAAGACUGGCAGUGGCUUUAUGAUUCCAUGCGACCGGUUGUCAGUACCUGGAUGGGCCAAGAGUUUAUUUCCCACACAAAUGAAGGCCAUGGAACCACGCUCAUGCUUCUUUUACGCAAUGUGUUUGAGAUCGCGCUGCACCGUCGGCAGGAGGAACCAGAUGAUAAUAUGCGACUGAACGCGCACGAGAUCGACGAGCUCCUGGUUCUUGAUGGGAACAGCAAGUCAUGGAGAGAAAGCUGGUUCCCCUUCAACCUGGCAGCGAACAUCAAGGUUCCUUUCGAUAUCCUUGAAUCUCUCGGCGUGGAUAUCUUCCAACGACCAGAAUUUGAUACAUGGAUUAUUCAGAUCAUCUUGCGCAAGCUGCUAGUCAAUGCUGUACCAUGGGAUCCGCGGCGCCAGGGAGAAGUCCCCGACAGAUUGGCAACCGAUCGAGACAAGAAGCUUUAUGCCCCGGAUGUCCAGUUCGAGCGCAUGGAGAAGAGAGAACCACUUAUGGAUAUUGAUCCGUCUUUGCAAAACCUUUACCUUUUCCCGGGACUGAGCAUGUUCAAUCAUUCCUGUGCAGGAUCCCACAAUGCAGAUUGGGGCUAUGACAAGCUAGUUCCCAACCGUGUCAUCGUAUGGGCUACCAGGAACAUUGCCCAGGGAGAAGAAAUUCGAAUUCGUUAUCGGAACCACGCAAUCAAAUCCCAGCGACGUGCAACCCGACUCUUCGGAGGUCCAUGCAAAUGUCCUCGAUGCCGCAGGGACCCACCAAGACCACAAACCCCGGAUUCCGAGAACUUCAGUGAUCAGACAUAUCCUUCCGAGGAUGAGCCCGAACCUGUAAUCAGCCCACUGAGGGUCCCAUACGAGAAACAGAAUGAUAACGAGAACCCCAAUCCUUUAGCCAUGCAAAUCGCUCGAGGCGGCGAAGAACGACCCACCUACAAGGAACAUGCUGUUGUCAAGGAUGGCAAGGUGGUGAUCUAUCGCGAGCUGUCGGUCCGAAAACCACCGCAAUCACCAACACGGAAGAGAAAGCUCGAAGAAAUGGAGGCUGAGGAGAAAGAGGAGGAGAGGGGGAAUGAGAAGGAGGAGGUAGUGAUGGUGGCGGAGUAG